Ichthyophthirius multifiliis is the source of this 1093-nucleotide messenger RNA. RefSeq names its product PX domain protein. The annotation marks the transcript as partial. Gene Ontology annotation, molecular function: phosphatidylinositol binding. NCBI's taxonomy places the organism in Eukaryota, Ciliophora, Oligohymenophorea, Hymenostomatida. Gene Ontology annotation, cellular component: endosome. The record is from RefSeq and is a predicted model, not a curated record. The transcript has 8 exons.
AUACUAUUAAUUAUUUUAUUAAAAAAAAAAUGGAAUAAUAAUAAGAUUAAUACGAUUAUCCAAAUUUAUAACAAGAAAUAUAAAUUUAAGUUGGUGAACCUUUAACAAAAGAAGCAACCUUAAUAAAGUUUACGGUUUACAGCGUUAAAGGACAAGAUAAACUCGGAACCUUUGAUACAUAUAGAAGAUUUAGUGAAUUUUAUGCAUUAAAAGAAGCUUUAAAUUCUAGAUGGCCGGGAUGCUUUGUCCCUUCAAUUCCUGCUAAAGAGUUAAAUUCAACCAACUAAAAUGUAGUUGAAAAUAGAGCAAGAUUUUUAAAUAGUUUUUGCAAUUAAGUAGCUGGUUUAAGUCAUUUAUUUUAUUCUGAAGAAUUUCAAAUUUUUAUAAGAUCAAAAGAACAUGAUGUUACAAAAACUUUUUCAUAAUUAAAAAAAUUAUCAUAUUAAGAAAUCCUUUAAAAAUAUUAAUAAAUAUUUCCUAUUUAGUAAGAAAUAAAUCAUUCAUAAACAAAUAUAAAAAUAAACACAUUUUAUUAAUUUUUGAAGAAAUCAAUACCUUAAUUAGAAAGUUAUAAAGACUAAAUUUAAUAAUUGUAUUAAAUGAGGUAAGAAUUAAACAAUAAUUUCAUAGAUUUGAAUUAAAAUAUAAUUCCUUAGUACGAAUAAUGCUGUAUAAAUGAAUAUGUUGCUUAUGAUUCUAACGCAUUAAUUUAUUCAAAUUAAUAAAACUAAGAAAUUCAAUAAUUUUAAAAUAAUUUUAAAGAAAGCAAAAAUAAAAAUUAAUUUUAAUAUGUUCUUGAUAUGAUAGUAUAUGAAUUAAGAGAUACAUAGGUAUUUAUUGAUUUAAUUGAUUAAAAAGCAUAAUUAGAAAAAAGUAAAUAAUCAUUUAUUAAAGAUAUAAAAAGUGAUGAAGAAGAUAUAAUAAAAUUAUGUUAAGGAAAAAAACAAUAAAAGCUAUGUUUACUAGUAUUGAAGAUUAAAAAAAAAAACUAGAAUAAUAGAUAGAAAUAUAAAAAAAUGAAUUAAAAAGUCUAGACUAACUAAUCGAAACUAUUACUUAUAUUAUAGGAUUUAUUGAAAUCGAUAGAUUUAGG